AUGAUACUUAAAUUAUCAGUACUGAUGAACUUAUUCUGCUCAUUACUUUGGAUAUUUCAAUUAGCUGAAGGUCAAUUCAUUCAAAACAGUGAACAACGAAUGAUUGAUGUUAACAAAUCAUUUUCACGCUUAAAUUUGAUAGAUGCUAAAACUUUGGAUGUUCAUAAAUUAAAUAAGCUUAUUUCAUUUAUCGAUAAAACAUGGAUUUUACCUUAUUCUGGUGCUUAUCAACCUAUUGGUUCUAAUUUUAAGUACAAAAAAACAUGUGCAAAAAUUUAUCAAACUCAAAAAGAUGCUUGCAAAGAAAUCGGUUUUGGCAUAAUGUGUUUCAAUUAUUGCUUCGAACAAGGUGAAGCAUUGAUAUUUCGAUGUCAGGAUAUAGCCAAUCCAGUGUAUUGCGAAAAUAAUUCAGCAUUUGAUUUAUUCCUCAUGCAAUAUCAAAAUGAUCCACAGAAAGCUAAAAGCUACAUACGCCAGAUGAUUUCACGAUGCUAUGCAACAGCAGUAUGUGAUACACAACACGGAAUUCUAAAUACAACAAUUAUUGAUGGAAAUAAUGAAGAGUGGGAAAGUAAUCAUGUAGCAUCAAGUUUAAACUUAACCACCCAUUAUAAAAAUCGAAAAGAACGUCCGCAAGUUACUCGACAACAACUGCAAGGAAUACAACCAACAAGACCAAUACCAAUAUGGCAGUUACUUCUACUUCGACAGAGAAUGAGAAUGAUUGCAGAAGUCAAAUCAUUCCCGAUAGUGAAAGCAACGGAACGCAAUGGGCUAACUGAAGUCUUGAACAAACAGAGUUUAGAAAAAUUUGGAAAUAUGGAGAUAACAGAAGGAAACAAUUCCAAGGAUAUAAAUAAUAAAAAUAGUUUGGAAUAUACGCGAGAAAUACUCACCCAAGAAACAACAGCAUCAGUAAAACAAAGUGCCUCAAGGAAAGAUCAAAAGGAAGAGUAA
Messenger RNA from Cercopithifilaria johnstoni, 957 nucleotides. NCBI's taxonomy places the organism in Eukaryota, Metazoa, Nematoda, Chromadorea, Rhabditida, Onchocercidae. The record is from the annotation of a GenBank genome assembly.